Molecule: messenger RNA, 687 nt
Organism: Penaeus monodon (black tiger shrimp)
Lineage: Eukaryota; Metazoa; Arthropoda; Malacostraca; Decapoda; Penaeidae
Exons: 1
Coding region: 1-687 (228 amino acids)
Molecular function (GO): nucleic acid binding
Source: RefSeq, a predicted model, not a curated record
AUGUGUGAGAAUAUGAACAUUCAAGUGAUGCAUACUGCAGCAUAUUCACCCUUCUGUAAUGGCCUUUGUGAACGGAAUCAUGCAAUUAUAGAUGAAAUGGUGGUAAAGAUUAUGGCAGAGCAGCCAAAAUUGUCUUUAAAAGUGGCUUUAGCAUGGGCAGUCCAUGCUAAAAAUUGUCUCCAGAUGACAGGGGGUUUUAGCCCUUAUCAGCUUGUAUAUGGACGAAAUCCCAAACUGCCAUGUACCAUGAGUGAUGAACUCCCAGCACUGGAAGGUACAACAUCUAGUGAAAUGGUUGCAAAGCACAUCAAUGCUAGUCACUCAGCAAGAAAAGCUUUUAUUGCUGCUGAAACCUCUGAGAGAAUACAACGUGCUCUAAGACACAAAGUAAGAACCACUGGUAGAGUCCUUAGAAGUGGCAAUCAAGUCUAUUUUAAGAGAGAAGAGCAAAAGGAAUGGAAAGGACCAGCCACAGUCAUUAGUCAGGAUGGAAAAACAGUAAUUUUGAAAUAUGGAUCCAAUAUUGUAAGAGCGCAUGAAACAAAUAUUCAAGAAAUUCCAUAUAGAAAUACUGAUAAUAAUAAUAUAGAGAAUGAAAAUUGUAGUAAAACAAAGGAAGAAGAUGGUAUAAUUGUUAGAAUAUCAAGGAUUGGAAAGAGUGAAAUUCUUACCAAAAGAGUCAAAUGA